AUGGGCCGUCCUCGCAAAUCCUCCAUUGCGCAUACGCCAAACAGUGCCAGCGUCAAUGGUCCAUCUCGAGGGAAUCACGGUCCAAUGCCUAAUGGGUCCACACCACCUCAACAAAACGGUCGAAGGAUGACCUCGAAUCCUAAUCAAGGAACACCAAAUGGCAUGAAUGGGUCACCAGGACAUCCUUACGGACAAGUCCAGAACCAUCCCAAUGGACCUCCUCAGUCUUUCUCCACGUCCUCCCUUGCCAAUUAUCACGGAAACGGAAUACAGAAUGGUAUUCCUCAUUCCGGAUCAGCGCCACCAGGUCAAUCUCUAGCUCCUGGAGCAGGUUCAGGUCCAGCUUCAGCUUCCAUGCAAACUCGACCACACUCACAAGCUCCAUCCUCUUCGUAUCCUUGGUCCACCAGACCCAUCCGGCUGUAUACACCCGAGACUGAUCCUCCUACCCUGCCUCAGUCGCCUUUCCCUCGGUACGGACUAUCUGUGCCUGCCUUCCCGUCUCAUUCAGGUCACUUGUUGCUGUUCGGUGGACUGGUCCAUGAAAACGUUAAGAAUGAUCUGUGGAGUAUCGAUGUGAGGGAUUGUACGACCUCUCUGGUUCGCAUCAAAGGCGAAGCGCCGAUACCCCGAGUCGGUCAUGCCAGUGCAAUUGCCGACAAAAUUAUGCUUGUCUGGGGAGGAGAUACAAAAGUCAGACCAGAGGAUGCGCAGGACGAGGGAUUAUACAUUCUUGAUCUGAGGACACAAGAAUGGACGAGCGUUCCCAUCUCACCAGGACCGGUAGGACGGUACGGUCACGCAGUGUCCAUGCUGGACUCCAGGUUCUUCGUCUUUGGAGGUCAGGCCGAGGGUUCUUUCAUGAAUGAUCUCUGGGCGUACGAUAUCAUGCAGCUCGGCGUGUCGGGAGGUCCGCAUCGUUGGGAAUCAAUCCAGUACACAACGCCACCACCACCUCGACGUACGGGACAUAUUCUUACGGCUCAUCAGGGCAAGUUGUACCUCUUUGGAGGUACCGAUGGAAUGUACCACUAUAACGAUACGUGGUGCUUUGACAUUGCAACUGGAGCCUGGACAGAGCUCUCGUGUAUAGGAUACAUCCCAGUGCCUCGAGAGGGACAUGCUGCAGCGAUUGUCGACGAUGUCAUUUACAUCAUUGGUGGGAGAGAUGUCAACGGCAAGGAUCUAGGCGAUCUCGCAGCCUUCAGGAUCACUAACCAACGUUGGUACAUGUUCCAGAACAUGGGACCUUGUCCAUCUCCUCGAUCUGGACACGCGAUGGUCGCUGCUCACGGCAAGGUGUUUGUUGUCGGCGGAGAAGCCAAUGCGUCAUCUGCCCAGUCAAGAGAUGAUCCGUCUUUGAUUCAUAUCUUGGACACUACCAAGAUCAAAUACCCGCCUGACAACGUUCCCCCACGUCAGGUCAAAGCUCGCGUGUCUGAAGUUUCUAGCCAUCAGCACAUGCCUGACAAGGCCGCCUCGCCCCCACAGUCAACGGUACCACUUGCUUCCAGACAGAUGCAGAAUGGACCAUCGAGCUCUACAGAUCACGGGCAAUCCCAAGCAUCAUCAGAAUCAUCUCACCCUGCUCCUCCACCUCAGAGCCAACCGCCACUCUUGGCUCCCAUCGUGACUCCUACGUCUGUACCUGCAGAGCAGAUGACGACUGGAUCGCCCCAGCCCAUGGCGCCGCAUCGAGCGCCUCCACCCCAACGGCCACGACGAGAAGGUGACGAGGAGUACCGCCGUGCCAUGUCCCCAACCAACGUCGGUCCUUCUAGUCCAAAUCAGCAAGCAAAUCUACCCGUCCCUUCCUCUACGUCCCCCGGAAUGAGCUCUUCCUCCCCGCCCCAGCCUAGAUCAGGAUUCAAUUCCUCGAUUCUAGGUACACGAUCACCGUCACCACGUCUUCGGACAUCUGACGGCGAUGUCAGACCUGCCCCGCCUCCCGACGCGUUCUACUAUGGUCGGUCGCCGACCAGUGCCUCUGGUCGACCAGGUUCUCUGUCUGGUCAAGGCGACUUUAUGCGCGAGAUCAAAGCGAAGGAUGGGGAGAUUGAAGCCGGUCGAAAGCGAGAGGCGGCACUCAAAGUCAUUAUUGGUCGAGCCAUACAUCAAGGUUUUGUCGAUGAUGAAACGGAGGAUCUUGACCUGCCCAAUAAUGAUGGUAGUGAUCAUGACCCAGAGAUUGUGCGGAAGCUCGCAGAUGCCCUGGUAAGACUCAAGAAGGAGAAAGCGGCUAUACAGACUGAGAUGGUGGCGCAAAUGACCGUCGCGUCUGAACGAGCAGUGGAAGCUGAUCGACUCCGACGCGGUGCUCUGCAGGAAGCCGCUUUCCUCCGUGCAAAGCUUGCGACACUCGAGUCCAAUUCCCCUAUCGAACUCGCUCGCAUAGAAAAAGAACGAAUAAACGAGCUCGAACGCCAACUCGGUCAUCUUCAUGCGGAUCAUGCCAACUCUCACCGAGAGCUCCAGCGAGCUCUCAGUGACUCGUCUGCAUCUAGAGACUUGCACUCCGCCGCUGUUCAGCGCGAGUCGGAGACAUUACGACGAGCUGAAGACGCCGAGGAAGCUCAUCGAGCGGCAAUGGAAGAGUUGGACGAGACUCAGCACCGCAUGAGAUCCGCAGAAAGUGGUCUGAGAGAGCAUACGGAAAAGCUAGCCAACUUGUCAUCUGUGGCUCAGCAACGUGAGGCGGAACGCGAUCAACUGCAACAUCAGCUCGACGAGGCAAUCCACGCUAGGGAUGCGCAUCUCAAAGUCAUAGAAGAAGCCCAACUGGCGAUUACAGCUUCUGGAGCCAGGACGUCAGAGAUGGAGGAGCUGCACUCUCGGGCGAAUGAGCGUGUCCGCUUACUUGAAGAGGAGCUAUCUUCGACAAGAUCUGAGUUGGAAAUCAAGACCAAAGAAGCUGAAUCCGCGGUCGAACGCUUGGCCGAAAUCGAGGCUGCUUAUCAUAAAUCAAGGGAUGAGGCCGAGUCUCUCCGCUUGACUACGACUUCUCAACUCGGCCAGCUUCUCGAAUCGCAUCGCGACUUGCAAGCAAGUGAGAGUCGGACGAACCGAGGACAUCAAGAACAGAUCCGAGCAUUGGAAGAAGAGGGCAAUUCGCUCCGAAAGAUGCUCAAAGAGGCUGGCCAACGAUUGGAUGCAGCUGAAUCUGGAGUGUCGCAUCACCGUCAAAAGUCGAGGGACCUCGAAAGCGCUCAUCAGACACUACGUGCGGACUUGCGUGGUCAUCGGACCAAGUUGCUCAAAGCUCAAGAGGAGUUGGCUCGAUACAGGGACAUGCAAGCUUCGAAGGAUGCAGAAUUGAAGGACAGGGAUCUGGCAGUGACUGAGAUGGAGACAAAGUGUAGCAUGUUGAGGAAUCUGCUGUCUGAUCACGGAAUCGCAGUCGACGAUAUGGAUCUCGCCAAUGGCGAGUCUUCGAGCCGAAGUGAACUGGAAUCUCAACUGCGAGAAAGGACGCGCGCAUGCGACAAUGCUCAGAGGGAGAUUGACGACCUCACACGUCGAUGUCACGAAGCUGAGGACAAGGUUGAGUCUCUUGGCCGACUCAUAGAAAGAAUGAAGGAUGCUCGAAGUCCCACAGCCAUGUCGGCUCGAAGUCCCAGUCCACCUGUUGAUUCCGAUCGACGCGUCAUGGAAGCUGAGCGCAAGAUGGCCGAGUUGGAGAAUCAACACAAGGAAAAGAUGGCGGCUUUGGAAGGGGACUACCAGACGGCUGUGAGAUACGUCAAGGGUACCGAGAAGAUGCUCAAGCGUAUGAAGGACGAGCUGAACAAGCAAAAAGACUCCAACAAGACGCUUCAAGCUGAGAUUGACCAUCUGACUGGACGAUCUUCCGAGGCGGGAGCCAGGACCAGAGAGGCUUCUGGACGCUCGACCCCCUCUUCAGCAGCUGCUCUAGCCGAUCCAGAGCUUACAAGACGGCUCGAAAAGCUCCAGAAUCAACACUCGGCACUCCAAGCUGAGCUCUCUGCGUCUCGCGAUGUCCUUGCUGCGAGGGAACGAGAAGUUGAUGUCUUGCGAAUGCGAUGUGAGGAUGCAGAACGCGAGGUUGAAGCGCUGCGAGAGGAUCUAUCACAAGCUCAACAGAGGAUCAACACGUUGUUGGAGAUGGGCGGAGCGUCAGGGUAUCAUUCAAACAGUGAAGAUGAGGAUGAGCACAUUGCCAAUGGACGAAGGGGAAGCGCAGGAAGCAGCGAAGAAGCUUCAAUGGCUUUUGACAAGUUUACCAAAGAGCUCAAGCAAUGGGAACGAUCUCGAUCACCUCCAAAUGGGGACCUAUCAACUGAAGAUGAGACUUCUCGACUUGGACCACUGGUGACUGCUGGUCCGCCAAAGAUCAGUCACCAUGUCAAAGGUCAUAAGAGGAACAGCUCAGAAUACAGUGCAGAUUGGGUCCAAUAA
Messenger RNA from Kockovaella imperatae, 4416 nucleotides. RefSeq lists its product as hypothetical. Bases 1 to 4416 code for a protein of 1471 amino acids. The record is from RefSeq and is a predicted model, not a curated record. The transcript is spliced from 10 exons. NCBI's taxonomy places the organism in Eukaryota, Fungi, Basidiomycota, Tremellomycetes, Tremellales, Cuniculitremaceae. Gene Ontology annotation, molecular function: protein binding.